GUCAAACUUCCCUCAGACAACACAGAGCCGGUCACAUUCUACCAUGCAACCGCGAAGGAAUUUAUCAUGGGUGAACCCAUUGGCGAGGAAAGCGACAGCGUCUUCUUUAUCAGUGAUGUGGAGGGAUAUUUCCUCGGACUACGACUCCUUCGACUUGUGAAUGGUGUACUUGACCGGAAUGAGCCUAAUAUCCCCACCGAACUUCCCUUAGGGGAUAAAAAGAAGUGGACUAAUUGGUACAAGGAGCAACCGAAACAUGUCGAUUAUGCAUUUGAAUGGUUGGUCGAGCACUUAGACCCUUCACUCCUCUUUUCGCGAGAGUCCAAUGAAUUGCAGAGAGAAUUCAAUCAGUUUCUCACAAAGCAUGUACUCUCGUUCAUUCAUGUGAGUGAUAUCAUCGGAUGCAGCUGGGAUCCAUUCAAAGUAAGCCUGAAUCAAUUGUAUUCAAGGACUUAAAAUUAUGACAUCACCCGUACUCCACAGGGACACGAAUUGAUGCAACUCUGGGAGGCUGGACAGGAUUUGCGAGGGGGAAUCAAGGGCCUUGAUGGAUACAAUGUGUAUCGAUCCUGCCUCCCAUUCACUCCAUCAUCAUCACCCAUCUACAAGUUGUAUGGUCACCUCGCAGAUCCCAUUCGAGUCUUCAGCAUCGAUGGCGAGUUUGGUGGUCACGUCAUCCCAUUAAGUCAGGAUGCACUUAAUGCUUUAAAAAUCACGGAGGCGAAGCUGAAUGAGCUUCCAAAGAAGGUUGAUAGAGGACGUCACGACACUGUGAUCGAUUACGAAGCCGAGUUCUGUGACCAUAAUGUCCGCAAUGGCAUUGUGACCUGUGCAACACUCUCCCCAGAUGGCCAUUUCAUUACCCUUGGUUUUGGAAGUGGUGCUAUUGAGAUUGCUGAUAUCGACCAUCAGUGCACGAUCUCCCAGUUCCAAUGCAACCCCCCUAGCCAUCUAGUUUGGAUCAAAUUCUGCAAUGGCAACCACUGGAUUGCAACAGAGGACAGCGGUGGAAAUAUCGUUAUCUUUGGCGAUGAUAUCCAACCACUGAGACUCGGUACCUUGCCCAGCGACCUUUAUCCUCCUGUAGCUGCUGUUUCCGACAGUGGCUCUAUGGUCCUACGGGCCCCAGGGGAGUUGCAUGAAGGCCGCAACGACAUCGCACUCUUAUAUAUUUCUUGUGACCCCUCCAUUCAACUUCUCGCAUUGCCUCCCUUGGAAUUCCCUGAGAUUCCGACCAUUCCCAGUCAGUAUAGGCUUGGAUUCUCACCUGGAGGCCGAUAUGUUGCUGUUCACUUCUCCCAUAACGUUUUCGUCUGGUCAACUGAUUCAUGCAAGUUGAUCACUCGAUAUCGCUUCCCAGAUUCUGUGGGGUGGGUUCUCAGUGCUGGCGUUGUACCCACCGGUUCAUAUGUCACUCCUGAGACUGUACACCCUAAACUCGCCACUCCUUCAUUCCCGGAGAAAACCCUUGGUGUGAAAAACACGGAUGAAUCCUGGAUGGAGUGCCCCUUUUAUGGUUUCGAGGCCACAUCCUUGUUUGACAUCAAUGAACACCUUUCCUCCACCGUAGGAAGAGUUCCAAUCAUUGAUAGAUAUGGCAUUUGGUUCAAUGGAGGAGUUGAACUUCUCCUCCCAGAUGAGUACUGGCCGACUGACCAUAGUAAUGGGGCCUGGUACGGUGAUCGGGUGCUGAAUUGCAACUAUCCUUACUUCCCUCCAGCCAGCAAGGAUGGUACUCGGUUUAUUGUCCAAGGCAAUAUGACAGCCCCAAUCAUCAUUGACAUCAGCCAGGUCGUUUAGCGCGGCUUCUAUCAUUCCUCUCUUUACUCGAUGGCAUAGUGGUGCAUUCAAAUUUUACCUGGGAAGGUCCGGAUAAUUACGUCGUUUUAAUAGGCAGUAGUCCCCCAAUAUUCAAUAUUAUGUUUAAUUUGCUGCUACAUAUACUCCGAAUGAAAUGGAUAGAAGGAUUGGGAUGAAAUAUCUCCAGUUCAUUAUGGGGUUGCGGUAAAAGCACACCGGCCCUCCGAGUGGUACUUUCGUGGGGUUGCCUCCAUCAUCGAUACUGAUGUCUAAUCAU
Messenger RNA from Cantharellus anzutake, 2077 nucleotides. RefSeq lists its product as uncharacterized. The coding region runs from base 496 to 1800 and encodes 434 amino acids. The transcript has a single exon. Lineage: Eukaryota; Fungi; Basidiomycota; Agaricomycetes; Cantharellales; Hydnaceae. Gene Ontology annotation, molecular function: protein binding. The record is from RefSeq and is a predicted model, not a curated record.